AUGGCGAGCGGUGUAACGACCGUCAAGGAGGUGAUCUCCGGCGACACCUUCGUCCUCAUGGGCGCACCCAGAGGCGGCCCCCCCCCGGAGAAGCGCCUGUCGCUUUCCUCUGUGCAGGCACCGCGUGUGGCGAUGAAGUCGCUGAGUCACGAAGUGCAGGACGAGCCCUACGGCUGGACUGCACGCGAGUUCAUGCGGAACCGCCUGGUUGGGCAGCAAGUCGAGUUCAAAGUCGACUACGGGAUGAACAACCGCGAGUACGGGACGAUCGUGUUCAACGGAGAAAAUGUCUCGCACAGCCUCCUCAGGCAGGGCUUCGCCAAGCUCAAACCCAACCGCAACCCCCCCUGCGCUCCCGAUAUCGAAGAGCUCCAGCAGUGCCAAGACUACGCUGAGCAGCGCCAGCUCGGCGUGUGGGCAGCCGACCCCGCGGCAGGUACGUCGACGAUCCGCGAGAUGACGUGGGCGGUCAACGACAGCGCGUUCGUGAAGGGCUUCGUCGCCGAGAACAAAGGCAAGAAGCUCCCGGGCAUUGUCGAGUACGUGCGCGACGGUGGAUGCAUGCGCGUCGCCUUUCUCCUCCCGCAGAAGGCCGGGGAGCCCCUCAGGAUGGUCUACGUCCCCGUCCUCCUCUCCGGCCUCCAGGUCGACGGCUUCAAGCGCGAGCAGCAGGAAGGCACCACUGAGUUCAGAAUGGUCGCGGAGCCCUACGCAGCUGAAGCGCGUUUCUUCGUUGAGGUGCGACUGCUGAACCGCGACGUUGAGGUCCGCAUCGAAGGCUGCGACGAGUACGGCAACGUGCAUGGCACGGUCUACCAUCCCAAGGGGAACAUCAGCGUCUUGCUGCUCCAGAGUGGGCUCGCAAAGAUCCAAAACGGCACCGUCAGCCGCACCGAGUGCGCCACGCAGCUCCGUCAGGCACAGCAGGAGGCGCAGCAGAAGCAACUCCGCAAGUGGAAGGGCUGGUCGUCCUCGACGGCGGACGUCACGUCGAAGAACUACAUGGCGCAGGUUGCGGAAGUGCUGAGUGGCGACAGCAUCAUUCUCCGCCUCCCCGAUGGAAGCGAGCGCCGCGUGUAUCUCGCAAGCAUUCGAUGCCCGCGCGCGGCGGGCGCCAACCGCACUGCCUCCAAGGAGGAGGAGAGCAUCGCCUUCGAGACGAAGGAGUUCGUCCGCAGGAAGCUCAUUGGCAAGAACGUCAAGGUCACCGUUGAGUACCUGCGUGAGCCUCUGCCGAGCGCUUCUGGCGCAAUGCUGCCGCCGGCGAGCGAUGAGCAAGGCCGCAUGCACUUUGUCAGCUUGUGGAUCCCCAACAGCCCGAAAGACACCAACGCGGUGGAGACGAAGAACUGCCAAAACAUCGCGGAACUUCUUCUCCAAGCAGGUCUCGCGCGCACCAUUCCCCACCGCGCCGAUGACGAGAGAGCCGCCGAGUUUGACAAGUACAUGGAGCUGGAGCAGACGGCGAUCCAGCAGAAAAAGGGCAUGCAUGCGCCCCAGCAGCAGUGGAAAAUCCACCGCGUCAUCGACUUGUUGGGCCCGGCGAACGCGCCGCGCGCCAACUCGUACCUUCAGCAGCUCGAGCGCAUUCCGCGACUUGACGGUGUUGUUGAGCACGUCUUCGCGGCGGGCAGAUUCAAGAUUCGCAUUCCCUCGCAAAACAUCGCGAUUGCGUUUGUCUUGGGAGGCAUUCGCUGCCCGCAAACGGCGCCGCGUCCAGGCUCCUUCGCGGCGACGCAGCCGCGGACUGGACCCGGCGGAAAGACGCGCGAAGCAGAGCCUUUCGGCGAGGAGGCGUUGGCGUUUACACGCUCGCGGGUGCUGCAGCGCGACGUGCACAUCAAGGUGGACUCAGUGGACAAGGCAGGCAACUUCAUCGGCACGCUCUGGUACGCUCAGACCAAGCAGAAUCUCGCGGCGGAUCUUCUCGACCUCGGCUACGCGCACACAGUGGACUUCUCGCUCGCCCGCUGCCCCUUUAAGGAGAUUCUCACCGCGGCCGAGGAACGCGCGAAAGCAGCGCGCCUCAACAUCUGGAGCUUGCCGGGGGCCCUCGAGGCGGAGGAGAACGUCGCGAAGGAAGUCGACGUCGACGAGACGCUCCCCGAAGUCUCCGUCUCUCACGUCGAGGGUGUCGACUGCUUCUACAUUCAGGACCCGACGAGCGCGCAGAUGCACAACAUCCUCUCCACGCUGAGCGAGUACGGCGCAAACGGAGCCUCUCACGGCGUCGACGACACGUACACACCCGGUGGCCUGCCGAGAAAGGGUGAAAUCGUCAUUGGAAAGUACACCGCCGACAACAUGUGGUACCGCGCUCGCGUGGACGCCCGCGACAGCAGCGGCAAGGAGCCCCAUCUUGCGCUGACUUACAUCGACUUCGGCAACCGCGAAACUCUCCCUCUGCACGCUGUCCGCCGGUGCCCAGACUCGAUCUCGACGGCCAAAUAUCCUCCGCAGGCCAAACUCUGCUGUCUCUCAGGUCUCCUGCCCCCGCCCGAAAUGGAGUUUGAAGCGGCGGCGUACCUGGACGACUUGACGCAGGACCUCGUUUUCCAGUGCAAGAUCGAAAAGAUCGACAUGCAGAAAAAGAGGCACUGCGUCCUCACGCCCCAGGAGGACGUCGGCACCGGCAAGACAGGCAACACGGUAAACGAAAAGAUGCUGCGCAACGGUUUGGCGCGGUUGGACAAGAAGUCCAAGACCAAGUAUUUCCACCGCUUCCAGGUCGAGGAGGAAGCCGCACGUAAAGCCCACGUGAACGUCUGGCGCUAUGGCGACUGCGGAGAUGACGACAACGAGGAUUUCCCGAGCCUCAACACCAGAGGGUGA
Messenger RNA from Besnoitia besnoiti, 2832 nucleotides. RefSeq names its product nuclease and tudor domain-containing protein. The transcript has 12 exons. Gene Ontology annotation, cellular component: cytosol; RISC complex; nucleus. The record is from RefSeq and is a predicted model, not a curated record. Gene Ontology annotation, biological process: mRNA catabolic process; regulatory ncRNA-mediated gene silencing. Gene Ontology annotation, molecular function: nuclease activity; RNA binding. The coding region runs from base 1 to 2832 and encodes 943 amino acids. NCBI's taxonomy places the organism in Eukaryota, Apicomplexa, Conoidasida, Eucoccidiorida, Sarcocystidae.